ACACGUGCUUCCCCCCCUUCCUCUCUUUAUCUCUUUACCGGUUAAAUUCCAACAACAGUCACUUUGCAGAAGCCGUCAUGGUCCGCUCUUUGUACUCCAUCGCUGCCGUGUGUCAGAACAUGGGCAUUGGGAAGGACGGGCAGCUCCCUUGGCCCCCGCUCAGGAAUGAGUAUAAGUAUUUUCAGAAAAUGACUAUGACACCUACACAAGAAGGAAAACAAAAUGUAGUGAUAAUGGGGAAGAGGACCUGGUACUCCAUUCCUGAGAAAAGUCGCCCUUUAAAAGGCAGAAUUAACAUUGUACUCAGCAAGGAAAUGAAGGAAGUUCCAAAAGGAGCCCAUUACCUGACUAGAAGUCUAGAUGAGGCACUAGACCUUCUAGAAUCAUCAGAUCUGGCAAGUAAAAUAGACUUGGUUUGGAUAGUUGGAGGCAGUUCAGUUUAUAAGGCUGGAGCAUCUGCAGAUGGGACAACCCCAUUCUCUUUAAUGGUGGCAUGUGCAGCACCAUUAAAAGAAGAAAGCUUGAGGUCCUGUGAUUUUUGGCAUAGGGGAAUGGAACCCCUGUGGAUAUGA
Sceloporus undulatus (fence lizard) is the source of this 572-nucleotide messenger RNA. RefSeq names its product dihydrofolate reductase (gene DHFR). NCBI's taxonomy places the organism in Eukaryota, Metazoa, Chordata, Lepidosauria, Squamata, Phrynosomatidae. The record is from RefSeq and is a predicted model, not a curated record. The transcript is spliced from 5 exons. Gene Ontology annotation, cellular component: mitochondrion. Bases 78 to 572 code for a protein of 164 amino acids. Gene Ontology annotation, biological process: tetrahydrofolate biosynthetic process; dihydrofolate metabolic process; glycine biosynthetic process. Gene Ontology annotation, molecular function: dihydrofolate reductase activity; NADP binding.